Messenger RNA from Pomacea canaliculata, 1662 nucleotides. Its product is annotated as 26S proteasome non-ATPase regulatory subunit 12-like. The record is from RefSeq and is a predicted model, not a curated record. The transcript is spliced from 11 exons. NCBI's taxonomy places the organism in Eukaryota, Metazoa, Mollusca, Gastropoda, Architaenioglossa, Ampullariidae. Bases 45 to 1418 code for a protein of 457 amino acids. Gene Ontology annotation, cellular component: nuclear proteasome complex; proteasome regulatory particle, lid subcomplex; cytoplasm.
UAGCGAUGUGUGGCACGCCGAGACUACCAUAACGCAGUCUCAUCAUGGCGGCGGUAGAAGCGGUCGGUGGCGAUGGCCGCAUUCAGAAAAUGGAAGUGGAUUACAGUUCUACUGUUGACGAAAAAAUUCCGAAAUGUGAACAACUUACGAAGCAAGGAAAGCUGACCGAGGCAUUAGACAUCUUACUGUCCUUGGAAAAACAGACCAGAACGGCUUCAGAUACUCAUUCCACAGGGAAGAUUUUGAUGGCAGUUGUGAAGUGUUGCUUUGAGGCCAAGAACUGGGAUGCUCUGAAUGAGAAUAUUGUCCUUUUAACCAAAAAGAGGGGACAGAUCAAACAGGCAGUCACAAAGAUGAUCCAGGAAGCUUGUACAUAUGUGGAAAAAACCCCAAAUUUGGACAUCAAGCUGAAGUUGAUUGACACUUUGCGCACUGUCACUGCAGGCAAGAUUUACGUUGAGAUAGAACGUGCAAGACUCACUAGAACCCUUGCCAAGAUCAAAGAAGAUGCUGGAAAAAUCUCAGAAGCUGCAGAUAUUCUUCAGGAACUACAGGUGGAAACAUUUGGUUCUAUGGAAAGGAAGGAAAAAGUAGAUUUCAUUCUGGAGCAAAUGCGGCUGUGUCUUGCCAAAAAGGACUAUAUCCGCACACAAAUUAUCAGCAAGAAAGUCAGCAACAAGUUCUUUGAGGAGCAAGGCACUAUGGAUCUGAAAUUGAAGUUCUAUCAGCUGAUGAUUGAGUUGGAUGAGCACGAGGGAUCCUACCUGGAGAUCAGCAAACACUACAGAGCCAUCUAUGAAACCCCACAGAUAAAAGAAAACAAGGACAAAAUGAAAGAGGCCUUAAAGUGUGUUGUCCUCUACUUGGUAUUGGCACCUUAUGACAAUGAACAGUCAGACCUCAUUCAUCGCGUCAAGGAGGACAAGAAUCUGGAGCAGCUGCCCGUAUAUAGGGACCUGCUGAAGUGCUUCACCACACCAGAACUGAUCCAGUGGAAGCUACUCUGCCAGAACUUCGAGGCAGAACUCAAGACAGGUUCAGCAGCUAGCCCCCCUACCCACGUCUUCAACCUGAAGCAGGAGAAUGGUGUGAAGCGCUGGGCAGACUUGAAGAGCCGUGUGGUGGAGCAUAACAUAAGGGUGAUGGCUAAGUAUUACACACGUGUCCGCAUCAGAAGAAUGUCAGAACUGCUGGAUCUUGCCGAUUCUGAGACAGAGGAGUUCCUUUCUACUCUGGUUGUUGGAGGCACAGUGGCAGCCAAGAUGGACCGGCUUGCAGGGGUGGUGCAAUUUGCCCAGCAUAAGGACCCCAGUGACAUACUGAAUGAUUGGGCAGCCAGCUUGGGGCAGCUGAUGGGACUGCUGAACAAGACCAACCAUCUCAUCAAUAAGGAGGAGAUGAUACAUUUCCUGCACUAAGUACUGUUUCUAGUAAGAUGUUUGUGCGUGUAUAUGAAACAGGUCUCAUAAUCUUCAGUCACUGUAUUGCUGAAUGUUCAGGAAUAUACUUGGGCCUUACCAGUACCAUUGUGGUUUAAAAUCUGAUGAGAGCAGAUUUCAGCAGUACUAUGUCUAGACCCUCGCUUGGUUGAUCAGAUGAUGAUUAACUGUCCCAUGUUCAUGAAAACAUCCACAUCAACAUUAAUAAAAUGCUUCAAGUGAA